Molecule: messenger RNA, 3784 nt
Organism: Eruca vesicaria subsp. sativa (arugula)
Lineage: Eukaryota; Viridiplantae; Streptophyta; Magnoliopsida; Brassicales; Brassicaceae
Source: the annotation of a GenBank genome assembly
UGAAUUCUCUCCUUCUCUCCCCUAUGUUCCGCCCAGCUUGAAAAAAUUCACCCAUCUCCUUUUGAUUGGGUUUCUCCUAGGGUUCUGUUUCUGGGAUUGGAUCCAUAAAAAAAGUUGCUUUUUUUUCUGGGUUUCCCGCUCUAUUAAUUCGGGAGAGAUGGAUGAUUCAGAGUGCGUCAGAGUCGCCGUCAAUAUCCGGCCGUUAAUUACGACGGAGCUUCUUAACGGUUGUUCCGAUUGCAUCACUGUUCCUCCCAAUGAGCCACAAGUACAUGUAGGCUCACAUACCUUCACUUAUGAUUAUGUAUUUGGCAAUGGUGGCUUACCUUCUCUGGAGAUUUAUGAGCACUGUGUUGCUCCACUUGUGGAUGCUUUAUUCAGUGGAUACAAUGCAACCGUUCUUGCUUACGGCCAGACUGGUUCAGGUAAAACGUAUACGAUGGGUACUAAUUACGGUGGAGAUGGAGCAAACGGUGGUAUUAUACCAAGAGUAAUGGAAAACAUAUUUAAAAAAGCAGAGGCAACCAAAGACUCAACGGAACUUCUCAUACGUGUGUCUUUUAUUGAGAUUUUUAAAGAAGACGUUUUUGAUUUGCUCGACUCGAAUUCACUACCCCUCCAAAGAAAUGAUGGUGUGGCUCAUGCCAAGAACGUUGCCCUCUCAAGAGCUCCUAUUCAAAUAAGAGAAACUGACGGUGGAGGAAUCACUUUGGCUGGUGUUACUGAGGCACAAGUCAAGACUAAGGAGGAGAUGGGUUCAUACCUAGCAAAAGGCUCCCUUUCUCGUGCUACUGCCAGCACAAACAUGAAUAGUCAAUCAAGUCGGUCCCAUGCAAUCUUCACAAUCACUCUUGAGCAGAAGAAAGUUGGUGGUGAAGAUAUACUAUGUGCAAAACUCCAUUUGGUUGAUCUAGCGGGAUCUGAGCGUGCAAAAAGAACAGGAGCCGAUGGAAUGCGCUUGAAAGAAGGCAUUCACAUCAACAAAGGUCUGUUUGCGCUUGGAAAUGUAAUCAGCGCAUUAGGAGAUGAGAGAAAGAGAAAGGAAGGAGGCCAUGUUCCUUACCGUGACAGCAAGUUGACUCGUUUGCUUCAGGACUCUCUUGGUGGCAAUAGCAAAACAGUGAUGAUUGCUUGUGUAAGUCCAGCAGAUACAAAUGCUGAGGAGACUUUAAAUACGUUAAAAUACGCAAACCGUGCGCGAAACAUUCAAAACAAAGCUGUGAUCAAUCGAGACCCAGGAGCCGCACAGAUGCAGAGAAUGCGGAGUCAAAUUGAGCAGUUACAGACAGAACUCCUGUUCUAUCGAGGUGACAAUAGUGCUUUUGACGAGACACAGAUUCUUAAGGAUAAAAUAUCUCUUCUUGAGGCAAGCAACCGUGAGCUUAAAAAUGAACUUAACGAACGGAGAGUCACCUGUGAGCAUUUAUCAAAGCGUGCUUAUGAUGCUCAGGUUGAAAAGGAUAAACUUAUAUUGACAAUUGAAUCUGUUCGCAAUGGUAAAUCCUUGGAUGAGAUUGAAUCAAGCCAAAAUGAGGGUGCUGGUUUGAUCAACAACUAUGUUUCAAAAAUUCAAGAGUUGGAAGGAGAGCUAUUGCAUUUCAAGAACUUGAAGAAUCUCAGUAAUUGCCAAUAUACUGAUUCUUAUGACGAUGGGCCCCGCACAAGUAACGUUUUGUUCCCCUCGUCGAAUGAGUUGUUGGAAUGUGAAGACAAAGUGAUGGAUGUCAUAGAUGAAAGUGAAUUUCAAGAAAAGGAGCUUGAACAUUGCUCACUUCAGGAAAAGUUGGACAUGGAGCUUAGGGAACUGGAUAAGAGACUUGAAGAAAAGGAGGCUGAAAUGAAGAGUCAUUCAAGUGCUGCUGGUACGUCUGUUCUCAAACAACAUUACGAGAAAAAGGUUCAUGAGCUUGAACAGGAAAAAAGAGCAUUGCAGAGAGAAAUUGAAGGUUUGAGACAGAACCUUGCUAGUAUACCAUCUGCUUCAGGGGAUGGUUGUGCCCAGAAACUGAAGGAAUCGUAUCUUCAGAAACUGAACAUGCUUGAAACUCAGGUUUCUGAGUUGAAGAAGAAACAAGAUGCACAAGCUCAACUCUUGAGGCAAAAACAGAAAAGUGACGACGCAGCAAGAAAACUGCAAGAUGAUGUACAGAGAAUUAAGUCCCAGAAGGUUCAACUUCAGCAAAAGAUUAAGCAGGAGUCAGAACAGUUCAGAGCUUGGAAGGCUUCAAGAGAGAAGGAAGUCAUGCAGCUCAGAAAAGAGGGAAGGAGAAAUGAUUAUGAGAUGCACAAACUCGUGGCUUUAAAUCGAAAACAGAAGCUGGUUUUACAAAGAAAGACAGAAGAGGCAUUUCAGGCGAGUAAAAGACUCAAAGAGCUUUUAGAAACUCGAAAAGCGUCUUCACGCGAGACAUUAAGUAAUGCAGGAGUUAAUGGACCAGGAACACAGGCUCUAAUGCAAGCAAUCGAGCAUGAGAUUGAAGUCUCUGUUCGGGUGCAUGAAGUGCGUUCUGAAUAUGAACGGCAAUUGGAAGAGAGAGCGACAAUGGCGAAGGAAAUUGCAAUGCUAAAAGAAGAAAACGAGUCGCUCAAGAACGCCAAGAUCAGCGUUCAUAGUGAUUCCAUGUCUCCUGGUGCGAGAAACUCAAGGAUUUUCGCUUUGGAGAAUAUGCUUGCGUCCUCUUCAAGCACCCUCGUUGCCAUGUCAUCACAAUUAUCUGAAGCAGAGGAACGUGAGCGUGUCUUUGGUGGUAGAGGAAGGUGGAACCAAGUCCGAACACUAGGUGACGCCAAGAGUAUAAUGAACUAUCUGUUCAAUUUGGCAUCAAGUGCUAGGUGUCUAGCUCGAGAUAAAGUAGUGGACUGCAGAGAAAAGGAUGUCCUUAUAAGAGACCUGAAAGAUAAAAUAGUGAAGUUUAGAAGUUUUGUUAGACACUUGGAGUUCCAAAAAGAAGACCUCUUGGAACAAGUGAAGGCACAGGCCUCUGCAUUGGAGAAUUGGGCUGCAAAGGAGAUACUUGAAGAGACUCCUUCAAAUGAGACAGUGACGUUGUGUUGCAGUUGCAGUAGGAGUUCCUCUUGCAAGACAACGAAAUGUCAAUGUCUAGCGGCAAAGGGAUUUUGUGGUCCGUUAUGUGGAUGCUCCUCUGUUAAAUGCACCAACAGAUUCACAAGCGGAGAGCAGAACAACUUCACCACGGAAUUGGAUGAAGAGGACAAAGAAGAACAACAACAAGUUCUUGCUUCACGUGGAGCUUUGCUUCUUCGAACCGCUCUUGCUGAUAAGUCAGCGCAUGAGACUAAUGAUAACGAAGGAACCAAAAGAAGAAGAAAACCUUUGUCAGACAUAGGAAACACUACGGGUAAAUCAAAUGUGCCAAAGCCAAGUCAAAGGAAGACAAUGAAGAAGCCUGUUCUUCAGAUUGUUGUGGAUCCAUCACCACUAACUUCAUCUCAGGAGGAAGAAGCUCAUCCGGUGAAUUUGGAUGAAGCAAACGGUAUGAAACUGAAGAUACCGAGGGCGAUGACGUCAGUGUCUUCUAAUGGCAGCAACUUGCUGAAGGAAAGAAAUGCUGAACAGAGUGGAGGUGAGUUAGUUAGUAAUGGUGAUAUAAGUGGAAGUAGAAUUUCAGAUGAAAAGGAGAACCACAGUAGCAGGAUCUAGCCAGGAAACAAGAGAUGUUGCUUGAGGAACAAGGGAAGAUGUAGGCUUAGAUCUUUUGUAGAUGAUACUGCUAUGUCAUGGGGAGUGAAGUUCUAUAAUGAUUUUUUAUCAUAUAAUUUUCCA